Molecule: messenger RNA, 2579 nt
Organism: Tarenaya hassleriana
Lineage: Eukaryota; Viridiplantae; Streptophyta; Magnoliopsida; Brassicales; Cleomaceae
Product: pentatricopeptide repeat-containing protein At2g13600-like
Exons: 1
Coding region: 17-2539 (840 amino acids)
Biological process (GO): RNA modification
Molecular function (GO): RNA binding; protein binding
Source: RefSeq, a predicted model, not a curated record
UCUGUGAAGAAGAAAAAUGCAGGCACAGCCAUGGCAACGGGUCACUCACCCAUCACCGUCACCGCUUAACCGAGAUUCUGGUUACGUUUCUUCUUCUGGUUCCAUCUCCAUUUCAGUUCGAGGAAGCCAAGUUUCUUUGUUUGGUAAACCGGUGAAUUCUAGCACUUAUGCCUCUGUUCUCGAGUCCUGUAGAUGUCCGGACGCGGGGAAAGAAAUUCAUGCGCACAUUUUGAAAACUGGGUUUGGUAGGAAUGAGUUUUUGGAGACGAAGCUGCUUCAGUUGUAUGGUCGAUUUGGUUGUUUCGAAGAUGCCCAUUUACUGUUUGAGACAAUGCCUACAAGAAAUUUGUAUUCUUGGGUUGCUUUGCUUAGCUUGUACGUGGAUGAAGAGCUGUUUGAUGAAGCGGUUCGGCUGUUUCUGCACAUUCUUCAGGAAGAUCUUAUGCUGGAUUUUUUCGUGUUCCCUCUGGGGUUCAAGAUAUGCAGUGGUCUUAAGGAUUUGAAACUGGGGAAGCAAUUACAUGGGUUUGUGGUAAAGCAUGAGUUUGUUUCCAACGUCUAUGUGGGCAAUGCUUUGAUAGAUAUGUACGGUAAAUGCGGAAGCUUGGAGGAUGCGAAGAGGCAUUUUGGGAAGAUGCCUGAAAGGGACAGAGUAUCAUGGAACUCGGUGGUCAAUGCUUGUUCAGUGAAUGGCAUGAUCUAUGAGUCGCUUGAGUUCAUGGACCAAAUGUCUUGCUUGGAUGAAUCAAUGAGACCGAAUCUUGUUUCAUGGAGUGCUGUUGUAGGAGGUUUUGCACAAAGCGGUCAUGAUAGAGAAGCAAUCGACUUACUGUUUGAGAUGCAAGGCAAGGGGUUAGAGCCCAAUGCAAGAACUCUAGCCAGUGUUCUCCCUUCUUGUGCAAGAUUGCAGAAUCUAGACAUGGGCAAAAUGUUCCACGGUUUUAUAACCGGACACGGGUUUAUGUCCAGCCCUUUUGUGGUGAACGGUUUGAUUGAUAUGUAUAGGAGAUGUGGGGAAAUGGAGAGUGCCUUCAAGUUGUUUUCCAUAUUCGCCGUGAAGAAUUCAGUUUCCUGCAAUACCAUGAUAGUUGGAUUCUGCGAGAAUGGUGAUAUAUCCAGAGCCUGGAACCUCUUCAAUGAAAUGGAGCUAUUUGGAGUUGAGAAAGACACGAUUUCUUGGAACUCCAUGAUAGCUGGACUCAUAGAGAAUUUUCUCCUCGAAGAAGCUUUGAGUAUGUUCAAGGAUAUGUUAAUGGAGGAAAUGAUUGAACCAGAUUCUUUCACUCUAGGGAGUGUUCUCACGGCAUGUGUGGAUACUGCCUCUCUUAGACUUGGGAGGGAAAUUCAUAGCUAUGCCAUUUCAAGAGGUUUGGCAUCCAACACUUACGUCGGUGGAGCUUUGGUCGAAAUGUACUGCAAAAGUGGUGGCCUUGAUAGCGCACGCAAGGCUUUCGAUGAAGUAACAGAGAGGGAUAUAGCAAUAUGGAAUGCUCUGAUAUCAGGAUAUGCACGAUGCAAUCAGAUUGAAGAUGCAAGAGACCUUCUCUUGGAAUUGAAAGAAAGCGGGUUACAGCCUAAUGCGUAUACUUGGAAUGGACUCAUCGCAGGUCAUUUGGAGAACAAACACGAUGAAACAGCUAUGCGGUUGUUCCGGGAGAUGCAGAGUUGUAAUCUUAGGCCUGAUGUAUAUGCAGUUGGGAUGAUUCUUGUAGCAUGCUCAAAGUUGGCUAGCAUUAGGAGAGGGAAGCAGGUUCAUGCUUAUUCUAUUCGGCUUGGCUAUGAGUCAGAUAUUUACAUAGGAGCUGCACUGGUGGACAUGUACGCAAAAUGCGGAAGCUUAAACCAUACCCGUUUGGUCUAUAAGAUGAUACUAAACCCUAAUCUGGUCUUGCACAAUGCUCUGCUUACAGGGUAUGCAAUGCAUGGGCUUGGAGAGGAAGGAAUUGCUCACUUUCGGUUUAUGUUGGCCAACGGUGUUAGACCAGACCAUGUGACUUUCCUAUCUGUACUUUCUGCUUGUGUUCAUGCCGGGUCCAUCGAAGCAGGCCGGGAGUUCUUCUCUUUGAUGGGCUUAUACGAUGUUAAGCCAUCACUGAAACACUACACAUGUAUGGUUGAUCUUCUGAGCCGAGCAGGAGAGCUUGAUGAAGCUUAUGAGCUAAUGAAGAGUGUCCCUAUGGAAGCUGAUUCUGUGAUGUGGGGUGCUCUACUCGGUGGUUGUUUGGUUCAUAGAAAUGUUGAGUUAGGACAAAUGGCGGGUGAGAAGCUUAUAGAGCUAGAACCAGACAAUACAGGAAACCACAUUAUGUUGGCAAAUCUGUAUGCACACGCCGGAAGAUGGGAAGAACUAGCAGAGACGAGGCGGAGGAUGAAGGAGACAGGGCUGCAGAAAAGUCCAGGAUGCAGCUGGAUAGAAGACGGUGGUCAUGUCCAUGUUCUUCUUGCCCAUGACAGAUCUCAUGAAAGAGCAGAAGAGCUUUACUGUAUAUUGGACAGUCUAAAUCUUCAAAUGAAAUUGCAUUCGGAAAUCAUCUUGUAACAUGGUUGUACAUAAUACUAAUAACGAUAUUCUUACACAA